AUGGCCCCUGUCCCUCGCGUCUACUCCAAGACCUACAAGGUCCCCCGUCGUCCUUUCGAGUCGGCUCGUCUUGACUCGGAACUGAAGGUUGUCGGCGAGUACGGCCUGCGCAACAAGCGUGAGGUGUGGCGUGUCCAGCUCACUCUGUCUAAGAUUCGUCGUGCCGCUCGUGAGCUGCUCACCCUCGACGAGAAGGACCCCAAGCGUCUAUUCGAAGGUAAUGCUUUGAUUCGUCGUCUGGUCCGUAUCGGUGUGCUCGAUGAGUCCCGUAUGAAGCUCGAUUACGUCCUCGCCCUCCGUGUCGAGGACUUCUUGGAGCGUCGUCUGCAGACCUGCGUGUACAAGCUUGGCCUUGCUAAGUCCAUCCACCACGCCCGUGUCCUGAUCAAGCAGCGUCACAUUCGGUAUGGAAAGCCUUUAUUUUUCAUCGCGUAUCCAGAAGUUUGUUUUGUUAACCUGUUGGAAAAUAGUGUCGGCAAGCAGAUCGUCAACGUGCCUUCCUACAUGGUCCGCCUGGACUCCCAGAAGCACAUUGACUUCGCUCUCACCUCCCCCUAUGGUGGUGGCCGCCCUGGACGUGUCCAGCGCAAGAAGGCCAAGUCCGCUGAAGGCGGUGAUGGUGACGAAGAGGAAGAGGAGGAGUAA
This is a messenger RNA of Aspergillus tanneri, 645 nucleotides long. It is a transcript of the gene RPS9, whose product is annotated as 40S ribosomal uS4 domain-containing protein. Bases 1 to 645 code for a protein of 214 amino acids. Gene Ontology annotation, biological process: translation; positive regulation of translational fidelity. Gene Ontology annotation, molecular function: rRNA binding; structural constituent of ribosome. Gene Ontology annotation, cellular component: cytosolic small ribosomal subunit. Lineage: Eukaryota; Fungi; Ascomycota; Eurotiomycetes; Eurotiales; Aspergillaceae. The transcript is spliced from 5 exons. The record is from RefSeq and is a predicted model, not a curated record.